Linepithema humile (Argentine ant) is the source of this 1455-nucleotide messenger RNA. Lineage: Eukaryota; Metazoa; Arthropoda; Insecta; Hymenoptera; Formicidae. The record is from RefSeq and is a predicted model, not a curated record.
GGGCGUAUUCAUAGUCCGUUUUUAUUCCAAAAUUACUUUGGUAACUAGUAGUAGUGUACGUCAUAUUCGUUCCACACAGUUAACGCGGAGCCGCGUCUUCAUCAGUCUCCAUUCUAUCAGAUUCAUCACUGGUUGCCUACGAGAUAUAUUUGUGACAUAUUUGCGACAUCGAGAUUCGGAAGUUUGGAAUGCAGACAAAUUACACGUGGAAUACUCGAGAUGUCCCAGGAAGUAAAUUUGUUGCAUUGUUAUCACCGUGGUUGCGGAAAGAAAUUUGAUCCAAGUGACAAUAAGGAUGAUGAUUGUGUACAUCAUCCAGGACAUCCAAUAUUUCACGAUGCAUAUAAAGGAUGGUCCUGUUGCAAUAAAAAAUGUACAGACUUUACCGAGUUUUUGAACAUUAAGGGUUGCACAAAGUCGAAGCAUUCAAAUGAAAAACCAAUAGAGCCAGAGAAGCCUGCCGUUGAUAAAUCUGAAAUUGACAAAGUAAUAGAGGUUAUUUCUAAGCCUCUGAAUAAUAAACCAUCUUUGAAAAGGCCUUCUUUUGAUGUUCCCCAAUUCACACUAUCGCCGACAAUAUCUCCUAUCUUGUUAGAACAAAUCAAAGGAUUGACAGCUUUAGAGAUUGACAAAUCGAUAGAAAACAUAGUGCAAGUAGGACAAAGUUGUAAAAACAAUUCGUGUAAAGGGACUUACAAAGGACCAACUUCUGAGGAAGAAACCUGCAGCUAUCAUUCCGGAGUACCUAUUUUUCACGAAGGACUGAAAUAUUGGUCCUGUUGUCGAAAGAAAACAACAGAGUUUUCUGUGUUUUUGGAGCAACCAGGCUGUACACGAGGCAAGCAUAUGUGGUUUUCAGAGAAUACAGGAAAAAAGGAUGUACAAUGUAGAAUGGAUUGGCAUCAAACGGGAACAUAUGUAGUUGUUUCUGUGUAUGCAAAGAAAUAUCUGCCCAGUCAAUCUUUUGUAAAAUUAAAUCCCAUCCAUCUGACUGUCGAUUUAUUCUUUGUGGAGGAAAACUCAAGAUACAAUCUUGACAUAGAAUUGAGAGGAAUUGUUGACGUCGAGCAAAGUUCUGUAAGUAUGCUGCCGACCAAAGUAGAAAUCAAACUAAAAAAGGCAAAUCUUGGUUCAUGGUCAAAGUUAGAUAUUCCUAGAGAAACAAAUUCAGAAACUUCUGAAAGCAGGGAAGACGCUGCAAUUCUUAAUACACAGAUUGAUGCUGUGGACCUUAGUGAUCUUUAAGUGUUAAUAUUCUUUAAUUGUAAAAAGACUUGUAGCUCUAUGACAUUGAGGUAAAUCGUAACAAUUUAUUUUUCUGGAAUAAUUUAUUCCAAUUUAAAAGAGCUUUCCCUGUGAAAGAUUUCAUUCUGUUCAUUUUGUUUUGGCAAAAUAAUUUUAAAUACAAUAGAAAUCGUAUUAUUUGUGUUACUUUUAAAUCGAAAAAUUCAGCCA